Molecule: messenger RNA, 7182 nt
Organism: Scophthalmus maximus (turbot)
Lineage: Eukaryota; Metazoa; Chordata; Actinopteri; Pleuronectiformes; Scophthalmidae
Gene: gli1
Product: GLI family zinc finger 1
Exons: 13
Coding region: 420-4883 (1487 amino acids)
Biological process (GO): regulation of transcription by RNA polymerase II; smoothened signaling pathway
Cellular component (GO): nucleus
Molecular function (GO): DNA-binding transcription factor activity, RNA polymerase II-specific; RNA polymerase II cis-regulatory region sequence-specific DNA binding
Source: RefSeq, a predicted model, not a curated record
UCCCGCAUUGGCUGUGCAGCCGAACUCCAGGGCGCGUUGCGGGACUCCACGGACCAACAUGGGGUUCAACGUUUGUCUCCGAUCGUCGGCCCACGAAGUCACCGCCAGGAAAACCCCCGUGGGAGAGAGACUCUGAAGAGGGGCACAGCCUCGGCCUCUGCGAGGAGCCCGGGCAUCUCCAUCCGAGCGCGCUUUGGCACAAAGUAGACCAGAGAGAGAAGGAGAAGUGGAGGCUUUACUGGAAGAAGAAGAAGAACAACCCCCCCUCAAGACUUUUCUCAGUCCCUGGACCCGCUGGAGCUCUUCUUCCCGAGGACUGUGGGGGGAUCGAGUCAGACAGUUCCAUGCCGAGGAACACCCUCAUCCCCAUCGAGCUGAGGUCCAGGGUGUAAGGGGGCGCAGCAGGUCUCGGAGCUCCAAUGCCAGUGGACAUGCAGCCACACCAGGGGCUGUAUCACUACGAGACCUCACCCAGCCAGCCCUCCAGAGGCCUCGUCCCAUCAGACCAGUCCCCGUACAGUGAUGUGUCUUCGUUGCGCGCCCCACUGCUCAACGGCCCGGCCCAGGACUGUCGAGCGAUGUAUAAUCCCAUGACUCCCAGUAUGACUCAUGGGUCGGGACCAGGGCAGGGGAUUGGCCACUGCAUGGAUCAAUAUAUGAGGCCCCCCCAGGCCCCACCGCCCCACAGUAUGAUGGGCCACAGGGGCAUGCCGCCCACAGAGAGUGGCAAUAGCACCCCCUACUGCAACCAGAACAACAUGAUGUCCUCUCAUCAUAACUUCUGCCAGGUGCAGCCCAGCUCAGAUCACAUUGGGUCCGGCGAUGGCUCAAGGUUCUCCACACCGCGAUCCAUCCUGAAGCUGAGCAAGAAGAGAGCUCUGUCCAUCUCUCCUCUGUCUGAUGCCAGUGUCGACCUGCAGACGGUGAUUCGCACGUCGCCCAACUCCUUAGUGGCCUUUGUCAACGCUCGCUGCAACCCCAACGGAGCCAGCUCCUACGGCCAUCUCUCUGUGAGCGCCAUGAGUCCGUCCCUGGGUUAUUCCAGCAAUAUAAACUGCCAAUCCAGGCAACAAGGUUCCAUGUACGGCGGGGGGACACCUCUGGGUGGACACACGCCAGGUCCCUGCCAAGCUUCCCGCUUACCUCCACACAACCCUCGGCUCCACGUUCCUCCCAAGCAUGGACAUCUGAAAACAGAGCCAGGGCUGUGCGGAUUGUUGGAUGGCAUCAAUGUGAAGAGCCUGGAGGAGAGGUCAGAGGGAGAUGUCGCUAGUCCUUCUUCCACUGGCACUCAGGACCCUCUCCUGGGCCUGCUGGACGGCAGAGACGACCUGGACAAAGACGAUGGGAAACCCGAGCCUGAGGCAGUCUACGAAACAAACUGUCACUGGGAAAGCUGCAGCAAGGAAUUUGACACACAAGACCAGCUAGUCCAUCACAUCAACAAUGAGCACAUUCACGGAGAAAAGAAGGAGUUUGUGUGUCACUGGCAGGAGUGCUCUCGAGAGCAGAGGCCCUUCAAAGCCCAGUACAUGCUGGUGGUUCAUAUGCGCAGGCACACGGGAGAGAAGCCACACAAGUGCACCUUUGAAGGCUGUAACAAGGCCUACUCUCGUCUGGAAAAUUUGAAGACCCAUCUGCGCUCCCACACCGGGGAGAAACCAUACGUGUGCGAACACGAAGGCUGCAACAAGGCCUUUUCCAAUGCUUCAGACCGGGCCAAGCAUCAGAACCGAACUCACUCCAAUGAGAAACCUUACGUAUGUAAGAUCCCCGGCUGCACUAAGCGGUACACAGACCCGAGCUCUCUGCGUAAACAUGUGAAGACGGUGCACGGCCCUGAAGCCCACAUCACCAAGAAGCAUCGCGGGGACACAGGACCCCGACCCCCCGGCUCAUCUAUGACCCCUGGGGGCCCGAACUCUGAACUUCUGCUGGAGAAAGAGGAGACGCGCAGGGAGGACUGCAAACUGCUGGCUCCUGAGACUGCUCUGAAAUCGCAGCCAAGUCCCAGUGGUCAAUCAUCCUGCAGCAGUGAACGUUCUCCACUGGGGAGCGCCAACAACAAUGACAGCGGCGUGGAGAUGAACCUAAACGCAGCAGGCAGCUUGGAAGAUCUCACAGCACUGGAGGAUGGGGUAGCAGGUGGAGGAGGAGGAGGAGGGGAUCCGGGAAGUCUAGGAGGAGCGAUGGGAAUGUCAGCGCAGGCUCUGAAGAGGCUGGAGAACCUUAAGAUUGACAAGCUGAAGCAAAUCCGCAGACCCACCCCUCCUGGCCGCUGUGCCAGCAACAAGCUGCCAACGCUUUCUGGUGCGGGGGACAAUAUAGGAAUGUGUGCACCUUCUCCUCUCCUUUCAAAUCGACGCGUUAUGGAGCUGUCGAACCACGAGUUAGGAGGCGGAACGUCGAUUGGGUGCACUAGCAAUGACAGGAGAGGAAGCGGCACCAGCAGCCUAAGCUCUGCAUAUACCGUCAGCCGUCGCUCCUCCAUGGUGUCCCCUUACCUGUCCAGCCGGCGCUCCAGCGAGGUCUCACAAAUGGGAGGAACGGGAGGCGGACAAUGCCACCUCCUUGGCCCAGAGCAGAGUGGGGGAGAUGCCCUCUCUCCCGAGACAAAUCGCAGAGGAGCUCCAUGUCCUGGAGGAGGAGGAGGAUUGCCAGGUCUUCCGAAUUUAACACCCGCCCAGCAGUACAGCCUAAAGGCCAAAUACGCUGCGGCAACUGGUGGACCGCCACCUACGCCUUUACCCAACAUGGAGCAGCCAGGAACUCCGGGCAGAAGAGGAGGUGUUCUGAGCGAGUACCAGGGUCAGCCUCUGCCUCCUUUCAUACAACAUGGUGGUCCACGCAGACACAGUGCCAACACAGAGUACGGCACCGGUGUUAUCUUCCCUCACCAGGCUCCAGGCAACAACAGCAGGAGAGCCAGUGACCCGGUUCGAUCCGCAGCUGAUCUACUCACUCUCCCGAAGCGUUACAACAGCCUCAAUAAUGUAGCCAUGAUGAGCCGAAGGAAUGCACUGCAACACCGCGGUUCUGACACCAGUCUCUCCCGUCACAUGUACUCUCCUAGGCCGCCUAGCAUUACUGAGAACGUGAUGAUGGAGUCUAUGGGUAUGGAGCCCCACCUUUCCCCUUCUGAGGCCAGAGACCGUUCUAUGAUGAUGCCCCCAGGAGAAAGAAACUUUAUGGGAUACCAGCAACAGCAUCAAACCCUUGGAGGAGUUGGAGGUGGAGGCCCUCUUUCAAACCAACUGUCCCCAAGCCAUGACUCUCUGGGCUGUCAAGACCAGGGCUACCUGCAGGGUCACUACCAGAACCAGGCAGGGGAAGUCACUUCGAGGGCUGGUGGAAAUCCACUAGGCCAAGCGAGGCCCAUUCAACCAGAGGGCAUUUCCAAUACUCUUCUCCAGCAGGCCGAGUACAGCAUGAGCACUUGCCAGCUCAGUCCCUCAGGUCCCCAUUAUCCCAGCAUAGGCCAGGGAGGUGACGCUGGAGGCCCUUGGAGUGACUCUCACAGCCAAGUCCAAACUUCCAGCCAUGGUCUCCAGAACCAGCGAGGAAUACAGUAUUCAGACCCCACCCUGCCACCUCAACAGACACAGGCCCACUUCAGUAAUCAGACAGGCCUCUACAACAGUCCUGAUGGAACCCACAAACUCACCAUCAAGCCCGAGCAGCAGUUCCACCCUGGGAUGGGAGGCAGAGAUGCCUGUCAGAGUGCUAAACUCCAGCAGCAGCAGAUGCUCCUCCAGCAGACUCAGGGUUACCCGCAACAGACAGGCCAGGUUCUGAUGAGGAACUCCAACAAUCCGAGUUGUGACUUUCAAGGGCAGAACCAAAACUCUUUCCCCAAUAGAGGGGGCUUGAGUUUGGGUUGCGCUGGGUCUGCUCUGUCAGAUGGGCAGAGGUCGGAAACCCCCAUGAUGCAGGUGAAGGAAAUGAUGGUUAGGAAUUAUGUGCAGUCCCAGCAAGCACUCAUGUGGGAGCAACAGCAAGAGCAGCAGCAGCAGCAGAGUGGAAUAAAACCUCCUCUUUCUGAGAAUAUGGAUAUGAGUGGUCAGACAGUGAUGUUGCAACACAGCCCACAGCACCAAAAUCAGAAUCUUUAUUCCAACCAGCCCUAUCCUUCCUACCCCAACCAGAACCUGGUCAUGAGUCCUCCGGCCCACAGCCGAGGGUCCAGCACCGUGACACCUAAAGACCAGCAGCUAAGUAUCCCAGGUUCGUGCUAUGGCCAGGAGAUGGUGGUGCCCAGGCCCCCUCAGGGACGGAAACCUCUCAGCCGCCAGAACAGCCUGUCGCAGGUGGGAGGGGGCUACCUGGGCAGCCCACCGCACCUCAGCCCUGUCCACUCUAAUUCGAGCCCCAGACGAGGGGUCAGACUGCCUCCAGUCCAGCAUCCACAGCACCCGCAGAAUGAAAUGUUCUCUCCUUCCAAUAACAACAACAUUUACUACUCGGGUCAGAUCAACAUGGACAUGGAGAAACACAUGGACCCCCAGAACGGUCCUUUUAUCAACCAGCAGCAUGGUAUGGUGUCCAACCUAGAUCCAACAGGUGGCACUAAGUCUGCCCCCAUGGCUCCCUAUCCUGAGUCAGGUCCCAUCUCCAAUGCCUUAGAAAACCUGGACCUGGACAACGCUCGCAUAGACUUCACGUCCAUCAUCGAUGACGCUGAGUCUUCCUCGUUCAGCCCGGUCAACAAUCCCCUCCAGGGUCAGCCGGGAUCUUCCUCCCAGGCCUCAUCCCGCCUCACCACCCCUCAGACUUCUGUCAGCCUGGCUGCGGGCUCUGGCCUGUCCAACAUGGCUGUCGGUGAUAUGACGUCCAUGCUUACCUCGCUGGCUGGGGAGAAUAAGUACCUGAACACACUGUCUUAGGAGUCAGCUCUUGUGCAGCUCAGCAUAUAUUUGGACUUACAAUCAAAUUGAGGCCUUGGCAAGGUCUUAAUGUAGAAAGCCUGGAGUUCCUCACACUUAGGUCCCGUUGCCUAUUGUGAUUUUGCUCUUGUACAUUGCAAGGAAGGUUAGUUGGGUUAAGACAGACAUACUUUUGAAUGGAACAUUUUGUGUAAUGGAGCGUGAGUCCAGGUUGUUUCAUACAUCAUCACAAGCCUUUAUAAAUAAACCCAACACAUUAACCUUUCUUCGAGCCAGGACCCUGAACUGGCACAGGGCCUCUUGCUACUGGAUGCCAAUGUAACAGGAAUAACAAUAUGUUGUCACGCAUUCUGGUUGCAAGUUGACACUAGGCAACUGAUGUGGUCCUGUUACAGGUUUCACAAUUGUAAGAAUACCCAGCCUGAACCUUAAAACCAAAGGUGCCUGAUCAGUCUGCUUCCUUGCUGUGAUCUCCUCACGCUGCCUUUGUACUUGGUAUUUUCUAUGUGCCUGAUAUGAAACCGAUACUGAACUUUUUCCAAACAGGCAUUCCAGCCACGUAGGGCUGUGGCGACAGUGGAGCAGAGAAUCAUACGUGUAAAUAAGUUUUAUAUACAUCUAUAUAUGUUGUGUACAUGACAAUGAGACUUUGGAUAAAUCCUCCCCUGUCUCGUGAUCGACUGCUUGGACUCUGAAGGCCAAUGUUCAGAUGGGAGUUAGUAAGAUAGUUGUUGGGAAGGAUGAGAAAGAUGUGCUUUUAGUGAGUGAGAAAUACUUUCUCUGUGCUACUAAAUAUUAAUCUGUAUUUCUAGGGAUUUAUUCCUUCUCAUGAACAUCACACGCUGUACCGGUGGCAUAUCAGUAUUCCCACAAAUGCACACAUAGUAUUCCCGCAUAUGUAGAAACGCAGACACAGACACACACAUAGCCUACACACACAGACACUCAGGACUUUGAAUCUUUGGUGUUCAAAUUGUGUUGUAAUUGCCUUCCCAGACAGAUAGUUUGCACUCCACAUGUUUACUGUAAGUGUUCCUAAAGCAGCUGUGUACAUUUUUCAGUAGUGUUUAUGUAACUGAAAAAAAAAGAAGUGUCUUGCUCUUUCUAAGGUACAUACAUUGGGGGGUAAAGAUUAAACCUCAAAUGUAAAAUAUGUGCAUCAAUCCCCUUCCACACUGCAACAUGUCUGAUAUAUUCAAACCUACCGCCUUCGCUAGACAUUUACCUGACCGAUGACGACGCGUACAUGACUCAGCUGACGAUGACGGCGUCUUUUAAUGAAACCUGAGUCAGCUGGUUUGUAUUUGAGAACAGAUCAGUAAUAUUUGCUGAGGUACAUUUAUAGUACAGUGCUGCUGCACUUUGGCUCUAAUCCCAAAGAGGAGUUAUUUGGAGAAAAAAAAAAAUCUGCAUUACUAAUUCAGGACAGGGGAUCGAGAAGGAGGAAUUUAAUCAGUUGCUACCACUGUAGUAAAUUUUCUGGCUACACUGAGGUACUUUUGUGUGACGGUUGAGCUGCAUCAUAUGAGAAAAAGGCUGCAGCUCUUGGCAGGCAAACUAAUUUUACACUGUGGCUUUGCACUGACUACAGCACUGUGUGGAAACGUCUCUGUCUCUUACGACUAUUCACCUGAACCUCAUUUUGAUAAGAAUAUAGAGAAAUAUCACAAUCUGAUAAUCUGAAGAACACAUCUGAGCACAGCUGGACUCGAUAAGACCACGUGAAAACAUUGCUGAAGCAUCUAAUGUGACUUUUCAGAAAGAAAAAAGAAAAAAAACAGUAGCGUCACUUCACAGUGUUAUCAAGCAAAAGCAGGAAUGAACAUUUAUUCAUUUUGGUACAGUGGACAACCUACCAAAGACACCUUAAAAUGACUGAGAAAAUGAUGAUGCACAAAUAGUCUAUUUUAACAACAACACUAACACUAGCAAUAAGCAACACUGACUGAUAGUGCUGUUCUCUAGAAUGUAUGAGAUGUUUUGUACGAAAUUAUCUUUUAUAUUAAUGAACUUUACGGACGUUGUCUCAUGUGCGUGUCUGUGUGUGUCUCUGAGUGUGUGAGUGUGUGUGUGUGUGUGUGUGUGUGUGUGUGUGUCUUUUCUAACUGUCAUCCUUCAUUCUGACUUUUUUGCUGGCAAAAGAAUAUCACCUUUAGCAACAGAAAGAUAUAAUAGUAGCAUUAACUAUAAUAGACAAAAGCCAAGUGUUGUAUUUUGUGUACAAUUUUCUACAUUUUUAUACAAAUGUGCUAUAUUUUACCAGUUUAUGAAUAAACAUGUUCAGUUUGGGAUGGAUGCA